Molecule: messenger RNA, 898 nt
Organism: Juglans microcarpa x Juglans regia
Lineage: Eukaryota; Viridiplantae; Streptophyta; Magnoliopsida; Fagales; Juglandaceae
Exons: 2
Coding region: 1-705 (234 amino acids)
Biological process (GO): intracellular protein transport
Cellular component (GO): signal recognition particle receptor complex
Molecular function (GO): GTPase activity; GTP binding; signal recognition particle binding
Source: RefSeq, a predicted model, not a curated record
AUGAAGAGAAUGCAAGAGUGCUCCGUUGGGCGUCGUGCUGAUGAUUUUGAUGAAACUUUUAGGCAACUUAAAAAGGAAGAUGAAGCUCGUGCUGAAGAUUUGAAGAGAUUAAAGAAGGUAGUGGGCAUGCCUCUAAAUAACAGUAAGAAGCAAGGGCAGAUGCAAAAUGCUAGAUUUGAAGGAGUAAGUAACAAAAAGAGUGAAAGUACUUCCCCCAAUGAUGGUGGGGAUGGUGAUAAUACGAAAGGCCACAACUUGGAGAAUGGGCACUCCAGUGGUAACUAUGUUCAUAAUGAAGAUUCUAAGGUGAAUGGUGGUGUUAACGGUAUAGGAAAUGGGAGCUCCGACGCUGGGGCUUUUGAUGUAAAUAAGCUUCAGAAGCUUAGAGCUAAAGGUGGGAAGAAAGCCGAAACCCUUGUUAGCAAGGGCUCUAAGGCAGAGCCAAAGAAAAAGAAAACAAAGAAGAAUAGAGUUUGGGACGAUUCACCACCUCAGGCCAAAUUGGAUUUCACAGAUGAUGUGGGUGAGAAUGGGGACAAUAUAAAGGUUGUUGCAGCAGAUCAUGGUGAAAGUAUGAUGGACAAGGAAGAUAUUUUUAGCAGUGAAAGCGAGGCUGAAGAAGAUGAGGAGGUGGGGAAGGACAGCAAGCCUGAAACUAAGAAGAAGGGGUGGUUUUCAACAAUGUUCCAAAGGUUAGUUUAUUAAUUUCAAUCCUUUGGUUAUUGUGUGUGCAUGUAUGACUUAAUUUAGAGCAUACACGUAAUUUUAUUUUUAUGACUUCCAUUCACUAUCUGCAAUCUUUGUAGUUUUAGGCAUAGUUAUUUGAAGGAUAUUGCUUGAGUUUUUCAACAUUGUCUUUCUUCAUGAAAAAAAUAUGAUACUGAGUUCUUCAUCUCCA